CCCAAAUGAGGCUGGCGUCGAGUCGUUGUCUGGAAAUCAGGUAUUCAGUGAGGAUCGACCAGAAAAAUGGCGGAUAAAACUGGUGAUCCGGGUGUGGACAAUAAUUCUAAYACAACCGAUGACAUUCCAAGAGACUUAACUAAAGAAGCCAUGAAACAAUUUGACGAGAUCGCAAAAGAGACAGGUACUAUUUCUCAAUCCAUUGAGCCUGAACAAGAGAAACGUACGGGGGGUUCUGGACGGUUGGUUCGCAAGCAAGACGACUUAUAUGCCUGUCUUACCGUCAUGAGAAGACUUAUGGAACAGGCCGAAUCAGAAAGUAAGCAACUGAAAGAAGAGAAGUAUGUCAUCGCAGCAAAAAUCAAUAACUCUUUGAACUCGGUAAAUAGGGAGGUUGAGCAUCUGAAGGCUGAACUUCGUGACCAAGAUCGCAGAUUAGUCGAACUUGCUUCUGAAAGACUUCAGGAAAAUACGAGCGCUGAAGGACACUCGGCCGUUACACGAACUAUGAGUAAUAGUUCUGAAGAAAGUGGCGAUUCUUUGAAGAGAUUAGAGAAAUUAGGUGACGAGAAUCAAAGAUUACGAAAGGAGAACGAGUUUCUAGCGCAGGAACUUAAUGAAUUUCGAGGAUCGAAUUCAGACUUAGCGGAAUUGUAUGAAAGAUUGCACUGUUGUGAACACGAAAUUAGUCGUGCCAAAGAAACUAUCGUUUGUAUGAAGUCCGAGAGGAAAAAGCUUAAAAGCGAAAAAAUGGAAUUAUUAAAUCAGAUGAAACAAGUUUAUGGCAUACUGGAGGAUAAGGAGUCAGAGUUGAGAGAAUUCAUUAAGAAUUACGAGCAACAGAUGAAAACUAGUGACAUCAAAAUUAAGCAACUUCUCUCCGAGAAAGAAAAAUGGAUUCACGAGAGAAAAGACAGUCUACAAUGCAUUGAUGAUUUAAAUAAUAAAAUACGGACUAAAGAAACGCAUCUAGCAGUCGUAGAAAGUGAACUUCUUGAAGUAAAACAGCGUUUGACGCUGUURAGAGUGAAUAUCCCUUCUACUCAAAGCCACCAUAAAGGACAUGGAGAGACGAACGAUUUAAAUAUUUCGAACUCGAGUCGUUUUUCCAGAGCAAUACAAGCGGACGUAGAAAAACUACUUCACAUUCAUGCGACUGGAGAACUUGAAAACAURUCAAAGUCACCCUACAGCACUGCUGAAAUUCUCCCAGUUCCAUGUAGUACACCGGUAGACUCUCAGGCUUCAGAUUCACAGUCAGAAGAAAAUCCUCCAGCCCCUCAUUCCCCCGGGGAUGAAGUCUUUGAUUACAGUACCCCUGCGUCAACACCAACCUCCGCACACUUUGACAAGAAGUUGAAAAGGAAGAACAAGAGUAGAAACUUUGGCUCACUUUCGAAAUUGUUUUCCAAAGGAAAACAAAGAAAAUCAACCCGGCAAACAUUUGCAGGUGUAGAAUAUCACUCUGCAGAUGAGCUACUAGAUACUUACUCCCCUGGAACAAGUUUUUCCAGCAAACAGCACAUUUUCGAACUUAACAAGGAUGUCACAAUGUCUUGUUGGAAAGCGAACAUGGUUCUUGCAUGGCUAGAAGUGGAAUGUAAAAUGCCAAUGUAUGCUCAGAUGUGUCAUGACAAUGUAAAAAGUGGGCGUGUUCUGCUUGAACUCAGUGAUGCCGAACUUGAGUCUGGCUUAGGAAUUUCUAAUGCUAUGCACAGAAGAAAGCUGAGACUUGCCAUUGAAGAUUAUAGGGACCCUAACUCUGUCAAGUUUCCAUGUAUUUCUCAAAUCGAUCAUUUCUGGGUGGCUCGAACGUGGAUGAGAGACCUUGGGCUCAGUCAAUAUGGACCUGUGUUUGAAUCUCAAAUGAUUGAUGGUCGAAUGCUCAACGUGUUGACCAAGAAGGAAAUGGAGAAAUACCUGAAUAUCAAUAAGAAAUUCCAUCAGAUUAGCAUUUUGCAUGGUGUAGAGCUUCUCAGGAUGAUAUCGUUUGACAAACAGGUUCUUAAUGAUCGCCGGAAGAAAUGUGAAGAUAACAACACAGACCCCUUGGUUUGGACCAACGAGAAAAUCAUGAGAUGGUGCCGAUCUAUAGACCUGGGGGAAUAUGCUGAAAGUCUUCGUGACAGCGGUGUCCAUGGAGCUGUCAUGGUGUUAGAUACAUCAUUUGGUUCCGAGGAGAUGGGACAAGCUCUUGCAAUCCACCCGUCCAAGAAUAUCAUUCGACGUCACCUUACUAGCGAAAUGACAGCACUUAUCAUCACUGCCAGGGCAACAUUAAGUUUACCAAUUGACCAAGCAAAAGACAAGAAACAACGUCGACGUCGCUCAUUUAGUUUUAAUGUCGGUGCAAGGCGAAGUACGUCUGAAGAUAACAAACGACACAGCUUCCGGAUAUCAUGGAACAACACCAACUUUACCAAUACCCGAUCGACAAGCUCUCUCGAAAGAUCGCUCAAACCGAAGUGUGAGAGUACAUCAUCACUACAGAUCAACCAGCAUUCAAACACACUACAGCUUCCAACCAGAGGUGGAACAGGAUCGCUUCAACGUCCUCUUCGACCAAGAUCAUCAUUCCAUUAAGUCCUUGGUAGUUUCUUGUGAUAAUUCUCGAUCCUCAGUUCAUUAUAUCCAAGUCUUGAUUUUAGCCUAUUGCUAAUAGUCCCCUUCACAGUUCCUUGCGCCAUCAUGAAAAGUAAGCGUGCCUUUGUAUCGAAGCGAGACGAACGGUGAGCUUGCAAUGAUAGAGACAUGCGAAUAAUUGUCCAAGGUGUUAAAAAAAGGUAUCUAUCAUUACAAGCUCACCGUUCAUCUCGCUUUGAUGCAAAGGCACGGCUACCUUUCAAGAUGGCGCAGGGAACUGUGAAGGAGACUAUUCGAUUCAAAAUUUCCAGUCCAUUAACUCGAUGGUCUUCAAUAGGCAAUUCAUGACUUCAUCCAAUAUCCACAGUCCAGUAAAACCAUAUCCUUUAAUCCGCAAUUUUGAUCCAAAAUCCACAGUCCAUCGUAUGCAAAAGCUGACUGUAGUCAUUUGCUUUUGUAAAAUAGCAUUUCUCGUAAUAACCUGAAAAUCUAAAUUUUCAACGUUUUUAUAUUAUAUAUUUUUAAUUUAUUGCCAUAAUAUCUUGACUUUUCCUUUUUAUCACAAAACAGGAUCUCGUCGCAAGAGCCUGCGUUCCUUAUGGUCAGCAAGARGUAACUGACCAUGAGGAACGCAGGCUCUGUGGACGAGGUUGCUUAAGGAUGAGGUGAGGUGCCAGCUCAAUCCAAAURUGCGAGGUCAUACUUAAUUUUUACACUUUAUAACAUGCCGUAUUUUAAACCAAGAGUYGCCAAUGCUUUGCAAGUGAAUGCUAUUUCGACGAUUUCAGUUUCGAAAAAAUUAAUCUUUGAUAACUUGUACCCUUAUGACAAGGUCAAUGACUGAUUUAAAUUAUAUUUUUUCUGCGUUUCUGUCUUAAUAAUGUUUUUCCCCGUCAGUAACUAGAUAAUAUGAAGUAGGUCUUAUCAUUGAUGUUUCUAAAUAUUUUAU
Molecule: messenger RNA, 3532 nt
Organism: Actinia tenebrosa (Australian red waratah sea anemone)
Lineage: Eukaryota; Metazoa; Cnidaria; Anthozoa; Actiniaria; Actiniidae
Product: kazrin
Molecular function (GO): protein binding
Source: RefSeq, a predicted model, not a curated record